AAUUAUUCCUAUUAUUUUUUGAUAACAUAACGGCUGCAUAUCAACAAGCGAAAUGACUGAAAUUCAUAACGCCGAGUUAACUCAAGAAAUAGUCAUUGGAUCGGUUGCGGCAUGGCUUGAACAGAUAAAUGACUCAGCUUUAAACAUUGAUGUUUCAUUUCAUCGGGACAUUAAUUACAAUUCCAAUCAAGAUUUAACCGCCACCACAAAAAUCGAUAUUCUGAAGGCAGAUGACUUCCGACCAAUGAAACGUGGACAACAUGCGUGGAAAGAAAACGAUCAAAAAAUGAUUCACAGGAUGCAGAAAGAGAAGAAGGCAGUUAGUGUGGAACAAGGAAUUGUCGGUGCUGUAAGAGAAUCAUUGGAAAGCUGGAGAACGUCUUCUUCAUCAGAACGUCCAAGUGCCGAGGAAGGUUCAAUGACCAAAAAAGUUUCGAAUGAGGUGGUGAAGAGAGUUGCAGUCAAAAGAGAGCUUCCAUCUGCUGAAUACCAUUCAGUUCGUUACGAUGAACGGAAUUUGAGUCUUCGAAAAGCACAAGUUGAGCUGAAAACUGCACAAGAAGCUCCAGCUGUUCGAGAGAAAGGAGAUGCAAAUGAUCGAACGGAUAAAGACUGUGUCACUCAUCCACACGAUCUUCAGUCUACGGAAGAACCAACGACCUCUGAUUCAAAUUCACAAGUGUCGGAAGAUAUUCCUCCACCAAAAAAUAAGGAAUCAGGAACACCCCCACUUAAAGAAAAAACUCCUGAACCAAUUCCAGAAGAACCGAAGAAAGUUGAGGAAGAAGUGAAGAAGCCAGAAGUACCAAAGAAUGAAGAGCCGAAAAUGGAGGAACCAGUGAAAGAAGAAGCACCAAAAGUAGAGGAAAAGAAGGAAGAGGUGAAAAUGGUUGAGGACCCAAAAGUAGAAUCACCAUUGGAAGUGAAGAAGAUGAAGAAGAGAAUUCAGAUAAAUGUGAAACGUUAUCCGGAUAGUGGAGAACUGACAAUUCUCACCGAAAAGGAUGGAAUGGUUAGCUUCACGUGUUCAACAAAGCAUCGAAUCAAGAAGAAAUCGAAGAAGGAUGAAGAAUGAUACUAGUUGAUUUGAUAACUGUGGAAAUAAAGUUUUUGGGGCUGUAAA
This is a messenger RNA of Caenorhabditis elegans, 1123 nucleotides long. RefSeq names its product Titin-like (gene ZK616.61). NCBI's taxonomy places the organism in Eukaryota, Metazoa, Nematoda, Chromadorea, Rhabditida, Rhabditidae. The record is from RefSeq and is marked reviewed. The transcript is spliced from 6 exons. Bases 53 to 1075 code for a protein of 340 amino acids.